Molecule: messenger RNA, 1476 nt
Organism: Aspergillus pseudotamarii
Lineage: Eukaryota; Fungi; Ascomycota; Eurotiomycetes; Eurotiales; Aspergillaceae
Product: cytochrome P450
Exons: 7
Coding region: 1-1476 (491 amino acids)
Molecular function (GO): heme binding; oxidoreductase activity, acting on paired donors, with incorporation or reduction of molecular oxygen; iron ion binding
Source: RefSeq, a predicted model, not a curated record
AUGUUGUUCUCUUCGGCGCCCUUGACGAUCAUCUACGGUCUGAUUUCCUUUGUUGUGACAAAGACAAUCUACAAUUUAUACCUUCACCCUCUUCGCUCCUAUCCGGGCCCUUGGCUGGCUCGUGCUACCCGCUGGUAUUACUCCUAUUAUGUGAAAGUCGGUCUUCUGCCGCAAAAGACAAAACAACUGCAUGAUCAAUACGGGUCUUGUGUUCGGAUUGCCCCAGACGAACUAUCGUAUAAUACGGCAGAGGCAUGGGAAGAUAUCUGCGGCCACCGAACUGGCCAACGAACUGAGAGCUUUGAAAAGGAUCUGACCUUUUUCCCACCUGCACCGAAUGGAGUCGACUCAAUUAUCGUCGCCAAAGAUGAUGUCCACAGACGAUUCCGACGUCUCCUGUCUCACCCCAUGUCCGAUAAGGCGCUGGGAAGCCAACAGGACAUCAUCACCGGGUAUGUCGACCAACUGAUUCACGAACUCCGUGAACGCAGUGAAAAGUCUGAGGUGGUCGAUAUGGUCCGCUGGUUCAAUUUCACUUCCUUCGACAUACUCGGUGACUUAGCGUUCGGCGAGUCAUUCGGCUGUCUCGGAAGUGGUGUCAUGCACCCGUGGAUUGAGCUCAUUUUCACGUCCAUCAAAUCCGUCAUGGAUAUGCAGAUUAUCCGCCGCGUCCCCGGUCUAUUCUCACUGAUCCUCGCUAUUGCCGGAUUACAACAGAAGCAAGAUCUGCAGGAGCAGUUCAUGUUUUGCCAGAAGAAGGCCCGCGAGCGAUAUACGAAGGAGACCACCCGGCCGGACUUUAUGACAUAUAUUCUCCGUGCGACGGAGGAGAAGGGUAUGACGCCGGAGGAAAUAGAAGCCAAUGCGCAGAUCCUCAUCAUGGCUGGCAGUGAAACGACGGCAUCAGCUCUUUCCGGAACCCUGUUCUAUCUACUGAAAAAUCCAAUGGUCAUGCGGAAGCUUCGCGAGGAAAUCCACACCACCUUCAAAACCGAGCCAGAGAUCACCAUGCGAUCCACCCAAUCCAUGGAAUAUCUACAUGCUGUCCUACAGGAGGCAAUGCGCGUCUAUCCCCCGGUCCCCUGUACGUUCCCUCGGACUACCCCUCCUGGUGGGGCAAUGGUUUGUGGUAAUUUCGUUCCAGGAGGUUAUAUCGUGGGGGUUAACCAGCUGGCCGCCAUGACUUCGGAGAAGAACUUCAAGGACCCGUUGAAAUUUGUCCCGGAGCGGUGGUGCGGCGAUGAGCGAUAUCAAGAAGACUCUCGCAAGGCCUACCAGCCCUUCUCGUACGGACCUCGGAACUGUCUGGGGAAGAACCUGGCAUAUGCUGAAAUGCGUCUCGUCCUCACACGAUUGCUAUGGAACUUUCAGUUCAAUCUGUUGGAGGAAUCGAAGGAGUGGCAUGCUAAGCAAAAGGUCUGGAUGAUGUGGGACAAGGGAGAUUUAAAGGUUCGAUUGACGCCAUUGAAGCAUUGA